Molecule: messenger RNA, 597 nt
Organism: Megachile rotundata (alfalfa leafcutting bee)
Lineage: Eukaryota; Metazoa; Arthropoda; Insecta; Hymenoptera; Megachilidae
Product: thioredoxin C-1
Biological process (GO): cell redox homeostasis
Cellular component (GO): mitochondrion
Source: RefSeq, a predicted model, not a curated record
AACAUGAAGACUUCUUACUAAUUAAAUGCUGCAACUGAACAAAACUGUAUAAUUCUGCUCAACACUAUUUUAUUUUAUGAUAUAUAGUAUUUACAAUACAAAAUGUUGCGCAAUACUAGUAAACUUCCAACAGCUCUGGUCAGGCAUAUUUCUUCAUCUUAUCAAAAGAAUAAACAAUUUGAAAUAACUAGUAAUAGUGAAUUUGUUAGCAAAGUAAUGAACAGUUCUGUACCGGUUAUUGUAAAUUUUCAUGCUGAUUGGUGUGACCCUUGUAAAAUAUUGACACCAAAACUAAUAGAACUUAUAGGACCAAUGGAUAAACUAGAUCUUGCUAUUGUGAAUCUAGAAUUAAAUCCAGAAUUAGUAGAUAUAUUUGAAGUAAAAGCUGUGCCAGCUAUUACAGUAAUUUCAAGUGGAUUAGUUGUUGAUAAGUUUGUAGGCAUGAUUAGUAUAGAUAUUAUAGAAAAUUUAAUACAGAAACUUACUACGAAUUCCACAAAUUCUGAAAAAGAUAAAAGACCAAAUGGAACGUGAAUAUUUUAAAUAUUGUAAAAAAAAAAAUUGUUAGAGCAAUUAAUUAAAAAUACUUUUAUUGUA